Molecule: messenger RNA, 2573 nt
Organism: Manihot esculenta (cassava)
Lineage: Eukaryota; Viridiplantae; Streptophyta; Magnoliopsida; Malpighiales; Euphorbiaceae
Product: inactive protein kinase SELMODRAFT_444075
Exons: 8
Coding region: 144-2171 (675 amino acids)
Biological process (GO): protein phosphorylation
Molecular function (GO): ATP binding; protein kinase activity
Source: RefSeq, a predicted model, not a curated record
UUGAAUUCCAAAAUUACCCUUCGGGUUUAAGAAAUUAGCCAUCUCCUCGGGAUCGCAUGUCAUAUAAUCGACCCUGGAGAGCUUAAGUCCAUCCUUAACUUGCAGUUUCCUAAAUUUCCCUGCAACUACAAUCCAUCAACCAAAUGUUUCCGGGGAAAAUUGAACCCCGCAUUAUCCAACGCGACGCCUUCACAGCGGCGGUUAAUGUGGUCGUUGCCGUCAAAGCAGAGAAAGUGAUCUCCAAGACUGCGCUAGCUUGGGCUUUAACUCACCUUGUUCAUCCCGGUGAUUACAUAACAUUGCUCGCCGUCCUCUCUAACUGCAAAACCGGGAAGCGAUUCUGGAGCUUUCCAAGGUGGACCGGUGAUUCGGGGAGCAGUCAACGAGAAAGGUUGCCGGAUCGCAUUUGUGAAAUCUCCGAGUCUUGUUCUCAGAUGGUGCUACAGUUUCAUAGCCAAGUCGAGGUGGGAGUGAGGAUUAAGGUUGUGCCAGGUACAUCUGGCAGCGCUGUUGCAGCUGAAGCAAUGCGUAAUAAAGCCAACUGGGUUGUACUGGACAAAAAAUUAAAGCAAGAGCUUAGGCACUGCAUAGAGGAGCUUCGCUGCAACAUUGUGCUGAUGAAAGGUUCUCAAGCAAAAGUGCUUAGACUUAAUUUAGGAUGCUCAGAUGAAGACCAAGCCCCAUACUGUUCUGCUUCCUCUUCACCACUCAGGAAUUUUGGAGGACAAAGGAUAAAACAUUCUACUCCAAUGACCAGCCCUGAGGGGUCAAGUACUUCCUGCUCAGGAACCAGAGAAGGCUCAUUAUCAAGUUGUGACUCAAUGACACCCCUUUUUCUCAUUCAUAAACAAAAUCCCCUUUUUGAACGUACAAAUAAAGGAAAUCACGCACCAGAAAAUAAUCAAAAUGACUCUGAUGACUCACUUAAAGCUUCAGAUUGUAAGCUUAUCACUUUGUCAGCAAACCUAACAUCAUCUGCAGCUGGUAAUCACAAUAGUGUAUUUUGGAUUCCUCAAAACCACCAUGUUGAUGAAAAGAGCUCAACAACCCAGAACCGCAGUAGUGUGAAAAUUGGAACCCAAACUUCGAGAACUUUACUUGAUAAAUUUAUGCAGCAUGAUCAAGAUGCCAGGGCUGGAAUUGUUUUGCUCAGCCAGAACCAUCAGAAGGAACACACUGCAACAUCAAGUCCAAGAAAUGCGGUUUCUUUAGGUAGAAUGUCCUCAGUGCCUCCUCCUUUAUGCUCAUUGUGUCAACACAAGGCACCAGUUUUUGGAAUACCUCCAAGACAAUUUUCUUACAAGGAGCUAGAGGAAGCCACAGAAGGAUUCUCAGAUAUGAAUUUCUUAGCACGGGGAGGUUUUGGCAAUGUUUACAGAGGGAUAUUAAGGGAUGGUCAGAUGGUUGCAUUGAAGUUGUUAAAGUCUGGCAACUCUCAAGCAGGUGCUGAUUUCGACAGGGCAGUGUGGGUAUUGAGCUGUGCGCAGCAUAGAAAUGUUGUGUUGUUGGUCGGGUUUUGUAUUGAUGGCAAGAAGAGAAUAUUGGUCUAUGAGUACAUAUGCAAUGGGUCCUUGGAAUUCCACUUGCACGGAAACAAGAGAGCACCUCUAGAUUUGCACUCAAAGAUGAAAAUAGCAAUUGGCACAGCCAGGGGCUUAAGAUAUCUUCAUGAAGAUUGCAGAGUGGGUUGCAUAGUGCACAGAGACAUGAGGCCCAAUAAUAUCCUCGUAACACAUGAUUUUGAACCCCUGGUUGCUGAUUUUGGGCUUGCUAGGUGGCACUCUGAAUGGAGUAUUAGCACAGAGGAACGAGUCAUUGGAACUUCAGGGUAUCUUGCACCGGAGUACAUCAAUGGGGGAAAGAUUACCCAGAAAGUUGAUGUGUAUGCAUUUGGUGUGGUUUUGUUAGAACUGAUGACAGGCCAAAGAAUCAGUGAGCUACAUUUUUAUGAGGGACUGAAUUUCUUAUCUGACUGGUAUACUCUUGCUGCACUAGACCCAAUCCAUGCCUUGACAAAAAUUUACCGAUUGCUGGAUCGAUACUUGGCUACUGCGCAAGUCCAUGAAUUUCUCUAUCAACUACAGGCGAUGGGUGAAGCCGCUUUCUUGUGCCUGCAUCCAGAUCCAGAAUCCAGACCUGCAAUGUCAAAGAUCCUUAAAAUACUUGAAUGAGAUCUGGCACAUCCUUUGGGCUUGGACUUGAAUUCAGUUGGUUGCAGAAGUGGCCAUUUGCGUGGUCUGAGCAUACACAGAGAAGAUAGAACAAGUCACUCUCGCAAGCUUUCUCAUUAAAAUUUGAUGCAAGAAUAACUACUACAUGCCAUGCAUGCAGAGUUGAGAAAGUGUUCUGUUGGGUAUAGUUCUGAAGUGAUCAUUUUUCAUCCACAGGUAAGUUGCUUUCCAGCUGCCCCCAUGUGGUUUUCUUACUUGAUUCAAUUCUUUUGUCGCCAUCGUCAUUAGGUUCUUUAUAUGAAUCAUAGAGCAGUCUGUAAAGUAACGAAAACAACAAAAACAAUCACCUGCAUGUUUGUAGUUCAAUUAAUUCUUUAAUGUUACAAUAAAGGAAAGUGUAAA